GCAGCAUUCAUUGAAUAAUCUACUUAAUCGAUAAUAAAGUCAUUUCAAUAGACGAUUUUCAAACAUCAAUGCACAAAAAUAAUUAUGUCCUUCCCAUUUUGGCCUAUUUGCCAUAUAUUCGGAAAUCGUUAACUUUCUUGUCAAAUUUGCCUUUUGCGCAAGCGCCUUGCAUUUUCAACAAUCUCACAAAACAUGGAGGGGAAUCUGACGGAGAACUCCUUUUCACCUUCAUUUUCUGUAGAUGAUUUAAGACCAAAUUCAAAGAAUAGUUGCUACAAGUCAAUUUUACAUUAUUUAUGGCAGCAGAAUUUGUCAAAGACAAAACCAGUUUAUACCAUUGUGGAAGGAUGCUCAAAUGGAAGGAAAGAGUUCUCUGCAAUUUUACUAUUUGAGGGACAGAAAUUCCAUACCAGCUCUCCACAACCAAGUAAGAAGAGAGCAGAACAGAAUGUUGCUGAAAUUGCAUGCAGAUACCUUAGUUUAUGUGCCAAGAAAGAGUCCGUGGCUAAUGAAUCUGAAAGGAUACAUUCAGCCGCUGAUAAAAUAGGCAGCACUUCAUCAAACAAAACACAACAGAGAGAUGUAAACAUGGAGGAAACAAAAACAGACAUUUAUGCAGUUGAGCAACAAAUUGAGCCAAUGUACUUUGAUUUUGAGAAAGAUAAUAUCGAAGACUAUGAUAUUGUGAGGUCUGGUUUAUCUACAUCAAAAGAUAAUGAGAUAGAAGACACUAAGAUUGAAGUGCCUGGUUCAAGGAAAGUAUCUAAUGCUGAUAAAUUUGAUGAGGUCUCUGGAAAAGCUUAUAAGAGCUUGCUGAAUGAACUAGCUCAAAAGCAUAACCAUCCACGCCCAAUUUAUACAACAAAAAUUACAGAGGGGCCCAAUUUCCAGCUUUUUGGAGUAGUGGAAUUCUGUGGCAAGACUUACUGUGGUGCAGUUGCAUGUAAAAAUAAGAAAAAUGCAGAGCACUCUGCUGCGAAGGCAUGUUGGGAAGCACUUGACAUUAAAAAACCAAAAGGAAUUGAUGAAAACUUGUUUGAGAGGGACAGUCAGAAAGUGUUAUGUCAAACAGUUGGCGAAAGUUUACCUAGUGCUGUACUAAAUAACAAUAGUUUGCAUGUGGACAACUUGCCUCAAAGGGAAAUUAAACAGGCAGAGCAUAGUGAUCAUGUUUGUUUGUGGAGCAGUCAAAUAAGAGAGAAAGUUAUACCUCAAAAUGUCAGAGGAGACACACCAAAAAGUGUACCUGUUGUGGAAAAUUACAAGGGCCUUCUUGAUGAGCACCUAAUGCAAAGAGGACUACCACAGGCAGCUUAUACUCGUAAAAUUGUUGGAGGGGCAAUAACUGUCACUUGUGGUUAUGAAGGCUGGAAAACCCAGCUUCAGUCAUCGAUUCAAAAACGGAAAGAGAUUGAGCAAGAAGCAGCAAAACAGGCAUUAAUUAGCCUUGGCAUUGAGGACCCUGAAAAGGUUAUUCGAAUAAGGAAUGGUUCUCUUGCAAGCAAAUUGAAGAGAAAAUCAUCAGACAUAGGCGACGACAUCGCGUCCAAGCGAGCAAGGCAUGAUGGGGAUGCUAUUGCGUCACAGAAGCUCAGCAGUGAUCCACAGAUGUUUAAUUUUGACCAUGGUGCCAGGAACCAAGAUAUCCUGGAGCGAGAACGGGCGUUGCUUUCUGACGACACAUACGAUAGUGAACACGACCCCCUGUCGGUUUGGGGACUUGGUGAGCCACGCAUCUCUGGUGUUCCAGUCAGUAGGGUCACCGACCUGAGCGUUUGUGAAGACUGGCCUGAUAAGACCAACAUCCUUAUAGUUGGCAAUACUGAAUUCUCGAUCCCACUCAAGUGUCUCGGAAUCACAAAAGAACUGAUCUGUCACAAAGAGCGAAGGAGAGUCCGUUUAAGACCAGGCGCGAAUAUCCGUGGUUUGGUAUGCAAAUAUUACCAGCAAGGCAAUCAGAUUUAUUUGCGAGGCAAAAGCUGCGAAGAAAUUUUGUACCCGCUGAAGCCAAAACCGGUUUUGUUAAGCUGCGGUGUCGUUAUGAUUCACUUCGACACGAAGCUCAGGGACUCCUUGCAAGUUUUGCUCAAACGUUACGUCACAAGCCCCGCGUUUAUUCACGUAUCAGCCUCGUUAGCGCAAUGGUUUCGACGAUACUUUUCGGGUAGGCCAAUGAAACUCGAUGUCGAUAAGAUAUUACAGCACGUGCAAUUUUGGCUGGACUCUGAAGUUAAGCUGUUAAGCGAGAUGAAGGAUGCCUCCAUUAAGCAGCUGUUUCUGCAAUGGAAUUUUAAAGAUUCUUGGAGCCGCCUCUUGCAAUCGCAUCUUCCAGAGGACCUUCGUAAACUCCAAAAACGUUGCAGAUGGGAACUUCAGAGGCGCCAUAGAAACAAACGGAAAUGCAACGAUGUUUUCGAGAAACCGUGGAACUUACCAAAAGGUGUUUUCAAGCAUCGGCUUCUAACAACAGGUAUUUUUAUGGAGAGCAGCUCGGAAUGCGCAUACCGAGAGCUGCGAGAAGAGACCGGCAUUGUCAUAUCGCCAUCGGAGAUAGCCAAAUUCCCAUAUGUCGAUAUAGAGAUCUUGGAACAUGAGAAUUUCAAUCCCCACAAAGGUGAUUUCACUAGGUAUUAUUUGUGCUUGAAUAAACCGAGAACAACAGGAGCCCGUGGCAGCGAAGGAACUUUACUCAAUGGUGAGUCUACGAAUGCGAAUCAUGACAACAUCUAUUUAGGAAUGAAUGCAUUUCAGACAAACGUUCAUGAAGAAUGCCAAUGGAUGUCGAUAGGCAAAGCGCUGGAAGCAUCGGCGACUUUCAAGAGAAUUACAGAAACAGUUGUGUUCCAGGACUUCAUAAAUACGGUAACGAAUUCUUGACAGACCUACGUGGACUCAUAAGAUUCUAGGAAAUAGAAAAAUUCUUAGAAAUCUCGUGUAGAGAGGCGGUGUUGACUGAUGCCAUGUUGAUAACCCGGAGGUUCGGAUUCAGGGAGAUUCGGAUUCAGAAUCCGGUUUGAAAUCUCUUGAAUCCGGAACUGGAUCUGGUUUAGGUACAGUAUUUCCUUUACAUAGAGUCAUUAUUUACAUAGAGUAACGUAUCCAGAAAUUUAACAAAGCUAAAGUCCAGUGCUUUAACUCUGAAAUGUUCCGUACCUGGCUGCACCCUUGUGAAAGUAUCGAGAGUCGACUUCAAUAAUUUCGGAAUUUUCUAUUGCUAUCGAUUUUCUGUACUCUUUCUACCUUGAAAAUAGAACUGAUAGACAGGCAAACAAGAUUGGCGAAAGAUGAGGGGGUGUUUUUAAAAAUCAGGGACACCCUCUCCCGAACUUUGGACUUGGCGAUAAGAGUCUGUUUGUAGAACACCAUGAAAUAUUUCUAAAUAUGCAACUCAGUUAAAUAUGUGAAAAGCCAGGUGAGAUACGAUCAACGAAAGAUUUUAAGUUUACUAACGGAUUACUGUUAUAUUGGGUCUGUUCAUAAAGUUAUGUACACAGAUCAUAUUACAAAGGCUCGAUACAGGGUUGCCAUUUGGCCGUUCUCAAAAACCCCUGGCAGUCGAAAAUUGAUCUGGUGCAAAAACAAAAUUUGGUCGCAUUUUUGCUGCGUGUUGAAAACCACAGAAAACAAAUGAAUGUUAAGAUAAUCUCGAAAUUGGAAAAAACUGAAUUAAAUAAAAGAAAACAGGCAAUUGAAGAUGAAAGUUAUUGAAAAUUUUGGUAACACACAAAACUAAUUUUGAUUACAUUAAUGUUUGGCUUGCCGAAUUUAGUCGAUAAACAUAAAUUAGUUAACCGCCAACGAUCCCGAAACAUACAGCAACCAUUGUUUGUGCUCAUGUGGCCAUAUCUCGGCCAAGGCCUAACAUAUUUAUCUGAUAUGGCAAAUUAAGAGAUAUUUCGUGGUGCUCUUUCAAGUCAUAGGAUCAAAAUUAAAAAAUUCUUAAUGCUGUAUUUUGUGACGGCAUUGCUUCAGAACUCCAUUGCUGUGAAAUUCAAGCACUGUUGAGCUUAAUCGAUAAUUAACCGAUUUAAACCAAUCAGGGACAGCUUUGAUUCCAGAGCUUGUGAAUCAAAUGGCUGUUUUCCCGUUAUAGUGAAGCUGUGGCUAGAAAAUUUUGACUCCCUGUUUGAUUUCUGCGACAGAUAUGUCAAAAGCAAAUGGAAAUGCUUCCUUUAUUAUCAUUAUCAUUCAAUUCCAGUAACUAAAUCUUCUUGCCAUUCCCGAUUACUCGUUCAUUGCCGCAGCUAGGCCGGCCAAAGCGAGCAGCGUAAUCCGUUAAGGCGGGAAGACCUAUUGUUCAUGUUAGCCAAUCACUGAGGGACAGACUAGCGAUAAAUGAAUUCAUCCAUAUGAUGUGCUCAAUUUCUUCCUAAAAAUUGGCUGUGUAUUCUCGAAUGGCUACUCAAACUCAAACUGAUCUGCACUCCCUCCCAAAACAAUUUUCUUUAGCUUCUCCCUGUUGAAAAUGAUAUAUUUGUUAAUGGUAAUAAAAAAUGCAACUGAUCAUGGAUUGCCUUGUCAUUUAAGGCACAAUUGCUCCUGGCUCUAGAAAUACCAAGGUCAGUUUCUUUCACUUGGGUCUGUUUGCCUGGUUUUUGAAACGCAUUUAUGGAGGCUUGUAUAAGUUAUGUUAUGUAUUACGAAAAUUUUGUUUUUAACGAACAUCAAAUUUACCACAACACAGAGUCUAGACAACUACCUGGUAAUUGUUGAAAAUACGUUUACAAGCUGCAAGAAUUACUACUAUGAAAUUUUCAAAUUUUAAAGAGCUGGUUUCUGUUGUAUUUAAUUUUAAUUUAUGAAACGUCAUUUUUGUUUAGCAUUUAAAAAGAAGGCAGCGUUAUUUAUCUUGGUUAUUUAUCUCGAAAAAGUAUGAUAUUAGCGAAUGUUUUUUAAUACAUCAUGCUCGAACAAUCUGGCGAUCAAUUUUUUCACAUUUUGGCUGUGCUAAUACCUGUUGCUACUCUAGUGUCUCUAAUAGAAGAGGGUGUUCAUUGCGGCCAAUUUUCAAUACUAGGGGGGUGCCAAUGCAUCCCCGCCAUUGCAUCCCUGCCAUAGCAUCCCUGCCAUUGCAUCCCUGCUAAUGAACCCUUGUCACUACAAGCCUGCUAUUGGACCCCUACAACUGCACCUUUGCUAAUGCACCCCUUCCAAUGCACCCUACUGCAAUCCACUGCACCCCGGCCAUUGCAUCCCUGCCAAUGCACUCUUGUCACUACAACCCUGCUAUUGGACCCCUACAACUGCACCUUUGCUAAUGCACCUAAGUCACUCGCAAGCAUAACAAAGUAUCAAUAUUAACAAGUUAUUGAUAAGAAAUAACACUUUUAAUUUUACAGUUAGGCUAUGAAAUUCACAGGUUGAAACGCGUCUUUCUCGGGGCUCUUUUCGCAAGCUAUUCAUCCGAAUGAUUAACUGAACAUAACAACCAAGAUGAAAUUUUCUUAACUAAAAUUUGCUAACCCAAUUGUUUGACGCUGGUCCAUCUUCAGCUUCUAUUAUUACCCAUCAAGUACUUCCAACCAUUUAACUACACAUUUGCAUUCUUUGUUCCUACCUGUAACUCCACCGUUCGAUGUUAAUUGCUUAAUAAUUGUAAUAUGAUAAUAAGUAAUUUAUUUACAAUUGGCAAUGAUUUAUUUCGUAAAUCUAGCAUUAAGUUAAUUUAAGCCAACUAUUUACAAUUAAUGUAAAAUGCUUCCACAUCGUUAGCAACACUUAUUUUGCAACCACAUGUGGCAAUUUUACUGCCUUUCCUACCAAGAAUUAGAUUAAUGAGAGGUAUCGGUAAAUUGAUGUUUGUAAACUAGAGCUUUUUGAAAGUUUUCCGAUGUAAAUGAUAAUUAAAUGUGUAACACAGAAAAAGUAAAUCUACUUUGUCUUUUUAUUCCUUUCCUGUUUCCCCAA
Molecule: messenger RNA, 5907 nt
Organism: Rhopilema esculentum
Lineage: Eukaryota; Metazoa; Cnidaria; Scyphozoa; Rhizostomeae; Rhizostomatidae
Source: RefSeq, a predicted model, not a curated record